Molecule: messenger RNA, 616 nt
Organism: Drosophila novamexicana
Lineage: Eukaryota; Metazoa; Arthropoda; Insecta; Diptera; Drosophilidae
Exons: 2
Coding region: 58-525 (155 amino acids)
Source: RefSeq, a predicted model, not a curated record
UAAGAACUUUCCCUGGUUGAUCUAAUUCAAUCCGAAGUAAGAGCUCGUUGCGGCAAAAUGGGCUACUUUUCGCUUUUAUUUCUCGUCGGCGUUAGUAGCAUUUGCCUUACUGAGGGCCAGCAGUUGGACAACUCGACCGCAUUAAUGGCCAAGAAUAUAACCAAGCCACGCACAGCUCUCUUCGGGGCACUAGCGAUGGAAACGAAUUUCUUUGUAGGUUUCAAGAAAAACAUGGAGCUGAGUAAAGCCGAUAUAGUCAAAUGCGACGGACCUCUGGAAAAAGGCUUGAAUAUAUUAAUUCAAAAACUUGAAGAAUUGAUCAUCUCCUGCGAAGCCAUCAUCAAUUCAUGUGUGGUUAUCUGCGGCUUGUCAGCGAUGGCCCAAGUUCCGAUGAUGCUUGUCAAAAUAGUAGAUGCUAUGUUUUGUACGGCUAAUUUGCCGCCCGUAUCACCGUGCAGGAAAAAAGCUAUUAACAAUUUAAAUGCUGAACUGAAUAGAUGCAAGGUUGAUUUGACAAAACAAUAAUUAACUUUACUUCAAAGGAUUGUAAAGUUUAGUAAAUCGAUUGGCAGUAAAUAUAUUUUACAAUCUGUUUUUAUUGAGUUAGAUGAAAAAA